GAGUCGCAGGUAGAAUUUUCCAUCCAUAAAUAAUCCUUAAAUUCAUUUUUGAUAAUUAUUCUAAUUUUGCGAGAAGGCCAGAGAGAAAUGACGGGACCAACACCAAUUACAGCCGUGUCUUUACUCUCUCCACCUGCAGCACCCAUCUCUUCUCGAUCACUAUCCUCUCUUCCUUCUACCGUACACACUACUGGUAGAACAGGCAAUCACUGCACGAAACCGGCGACGACGACGAAUAUGAAGUCUUCUACUCCUUGGUGUUCUUCUAUGAAUGUUACUUCCUUAGCAGUUUCGGCUGCAGUUUCACCCGGCAUUACUGCUCCCCAACACCUCAACAUCCGAAGAAGAAAAAGGACGAUUUCUUGUGAGAUCUCUCUCGAAUCAGAUUCCACAACGGUGACAAGAGCAUCAUCUGAGGAGGCUAAGAUCGGUGCCAGGGUUAGGGUUAAGGUGCCAUUGAAGGUGCACCAUGUUCCCAGGCUGCCGGAGGUGGAUUUGACUGGUAUGGAAGGUGAGCUCAAGCAGUAUGUUGGACUUUGGAAGGGUAGGAGAAUAUCCGCGAAUCUGCCUUACAAGGUUGAGUUCCUUACCGAAAUCCAAGGCCGCGGCCCUGUCAAGUUCUUUGCCCAUCUCAAGGAAGACGAGUUCGAAUACCUCUAAAACACAAAUUUUAUGGUAUUGUCAUGAAUGUAAGUGUUGAUAUUCGAGAUAGAGGCCAAAGUACUUGAUGAAAAAAAGCGGUGGGAUCUCCACAUGGUUGCUGUUAUUUGGGCACAAAACUCAAGCCUAGUGCUUUGACAGGUAAAUUAACAAAUUGAAGACUACUUUGUCACAAGAGUAUUAAUUUCUAUAGUGGUACUCUGAUUGUAGUUGGGUAUGAUGUAAGUAAGUUUUUUUUUUACCCUUUUGGUGGUAGAAAGUAUUUGAUUAAAUGGUUAUUAGUUUUUUUUCCUUCUA
This is a messenger RNA of Juglans regia (Persian walnut), 957 nucleotides long. Its product is annotated as ferredoxin-thioredoxin reductase, variable chain, chloroplastic. The transcript is spliced from 2 exons. Gene Ontology annotation, biological process: photosynthesis. NCBI's taxonomy places the organism in Eukaryota, Viridiplantae, Streptophyta, Magnoliopsida, Fagales, Juglandaceae. The coding region runs from base 88 to 660 and encodes 190 amino acids. The record is from RefSeq and is a predicted model, not a curated record.